AUGUGCUAAUAUUAAAAGGAAAGAUUUUUAUGCAAUUUUUGUUUAUAAGAUUUUGAAACAAGUCAUAAAACAAUGGGAUUGAAUAGAGUCUAUUCAAUUAUCUUAGAAAAUCACGAAGAAAUAAGUAAAUUAAGAUUUAGGGUAAUAAAUCAUAAUAUUUAAUAACUUGAUUAAUUGAAGUAAUAUUAAAUAUUAUUGAAUUAAAGUCAUUUAUAAUCUCAUAAUUAGACUAGAUGAUUGAAAUUACAAAGAAUUGGAUAAGUAGUUUCGACAACUACUAAGAAGGUAGUUUUUUUAAAGGAUUAGAUUUAUUAAUAAAAAAUGAAUUAACAAUAGAUAAUAAUAAAAUAGUAGAAGAAAUUAAUUAUUUGAAUAAUCAAUAGAUUGAAAAGGUGAAAAUGAGAUUAGAACAAUUUAAAUCAUUUAAAUAAUAUAUUGAGUGUGAAAAGGUGUUGAAUGAUUUAAAAGUAAAUACAGUUCUAACUAUCGACAGAAUUGAAAUAUUCUAAAUAAUAAUAAUCAUCAUCAUAAUAUUAUAUAUAUAAAAUAAAUAAUGA
Molecule: messenger RNA, 557 nt
Organism: Paramecium sonneborni
Lineage: Eukaryota; Ciliophora; Oligohymenophorea; Peniculida; Parameciidae
Source: the annotation of a GenBank genome assembly